AUGCCCGAGCCCAUCCCCACUCCGGCCGCUCCGGCCCCGACCCUCUCUCUUGAAAAGGUGUUUGCCAGGCUCGAGCUCGGCACCGUCGGGUCCGAAGUGGCCGGCAUCUUUGACGGCGAGUGGAAAAACGGAGCCGGCUCUGAUGUCCUCACGAGCCGUAACCCCGCCGACGGCUCCACCCUCGCCACAGUAAAGAGCGCCACCGCCGACCAGGUCAAGCAGGUGAUUGCCGCGUCCAAGAAGGCCCAGCGCGAGUUUGCCAAGGUGCCCGCACCCAAGCGUGGCCAGAUCAUGAGGGAUCUCUGCGAUGAGUACAUGCGCCGCAAAGAUGCCCUCGGCGCCCUCAUCUCCUACGAGAUGGGCAAGGUCCUCACCGAGGGCAAGGGCGAGGUGCAGGAGGUUAUCGACGUGGCCGACAUUGCUGUCGGCCUAUCUAGGAGCAUCAAGGGCAACGUGCUGCCAUCAGAGAGGCCCGGCCACGUCAUCUACGAGAUUCCCAACCCGCUCGGGCUCGUUGGCAUCAUCACUGCCUUCAACUUCCCCGUCGCAGUGCACGGCUGGAAUUUCUGCCUCUCGUUCAUCGCAGGCAAUGCCAACAUCUGGAAGCCCUCGCCUACCACCCCUCUCACCGCGAUUGCGACGACCAAGCUGAUCGUCUCUGUGCUCGAGAGGCACAACCUGCCCCUCGCGCUUGCUUCGCUCGUCUGCGGCGAUGUUGAGACGGGGCAAGCGCUUACGCGCGAUGAGCGCGUUCAGAUGGUUUCCUUCACAGGCUCAGAAAAAAUCGGCAAGGUGGUGGCGCAGGAUGUGGCUGGACGACUGGGCAAGACUCUCCUCGAGCUCGGAGGCAAUAAUGCUGCCAUCGUCUUUGAAGACGCGGACCUCUCGAUCGCAGUCCCUGGCGUGGCGUUUGCUGCCAUCGGGACCGCAGGCCAGCGCUGCACCUCGACCCGUCGACUCCUCCUCCAUUCCAAGAUUGCAGACCAGUUCCUCGACCGCCUGGUCAAGGUCUAUCAGGGCGUGAGGGACAAGAACCUCAUCGGCGACCCGAUCCAAGACGGCAUCAUGUGCGGACCUCUGCACUCUUCUGCAGCCGUCGAGAAGUACUGGCAGACUAUCGAGAAGAUCCAGGCCACCGGCGGCAAGGUCAUCUUCGGCCCAACUUCUCGUCAAGAGGGUGCCUCCGUCACCGCCAGCGGCAAGGGCGGAGGAAAUUACGUGAUCCCCACCAUCUGCCAACCUGCUUCCUCGACCGACCAAGUCUUCCAGGAAGAGGUCUUUGCGCCCAUCCUAAAUGUCGCCAUCUUCGACACACUGGAGGAGGCCAUUGAGCUGAACAACGGCGUUCCCCAAGGCCUCUCCUCGUCUCUGUUCACGCGCUCCCUCGAGAAUGUCGGCAUCUGGCAGGGAAGCCUCGGAUCCGACUGCGGCAUCGUCAAUGUCAACGUCUCCACGAGUGGCGCAGAGGUCGGUGCUGCCUUCGGCGGCAACAAAAGCACCGGCUGGGGUCGCGAGUGCGGAGGAGACAGCUGGAAGCAGUACUCGCGAUGGGCGACGUCCACCGUCAACAGCUCAAACCAGAUGACCUUGGCUCAGGGCGUCAAAUUCGAUGCAUAG
Pseudozyma flocculosa PF-1 is the source of this 1617-nucleotide messenger RNA. RefSeq lists its product as uncharacterized. Gene Ontology annotation, molecular function: aldehyde dehydrogenase (NAD+) activity. NCBI's taxonomy places the organism in Eukaryota, Fungi, Basidiomycota, Ustilaginomycetes, Ustilaginales, Ustilaginaceae. The record is from RefSeq and is a predicted model, not a curated record. Bases 1 to 1617 code for a protein of 538 amino acids. The transcript has 3 exons.